This is a messenger RNA of Aspergillus uvarum CBS 121591, 977 nucleotides long. RefSeq names its product actin-binding ADF family protein. Gene Ontology annotation, molecular function: actin filament binding. Gene Ontology annotation, cellular component: cytoplasm; actin cortical patch; actin cytoskeleton. The coding region runs from base 124 to 591 and encodes 155 amino acids. The transcript is spliced from 6 exons. Gene Ontology annotation, biological process: actin filament depolymerization; cell motility; actin filament severing. The record is from RefSeq and is a predicted model, not a curated record. Lineage: Eukaryota; Fungi; Ascomycota; Eurotiomycetes; Eurotiales; Aspergillaceae.
ACCCCCUCACCCUCUCUCUUCCAUUAUCUUCCGCCUUUCUCGAACAUUACCUGAGUAGGUUGUUUCAGUGUUCAGUUAUCCACUAGCCCACUCCCCAUCUCAACUCUAGAACUAUAAUCUACCAUGUCGCUCGCAUCUGGUGUUUCCAUCACGGAUGAGUGCAUCACUGCAUUCAACGACUUCCGCAUGAGCGGAGGUGCCAAGGGAAACAAGACCAAGUUCAUCAUCUUCAAGAUCGCCGACAACAAGAAGGAAGUCGUCGUCGACGAGGCCUCCCAGGACGAGGACUACGAGGUCUUCCGUAGCAAGCUCGAAGCCGCUAAGGACAGCAACGGUCGGCCCGCUCCUCGUUACGCCGUCUACGAUGUGGAAUACGACCUCGGCGGUGGUGAGGGCAAGAGAAGCAAGAUCAUCUUCAUCUCUUGGGUCCCCAGUGAAACCCCCACUCUCUGGUCUAUGAUUUACGCCAGCACCCGUGAAAACUUGAAGAACGCCCUCAACAUCCACACCUCCAUCCACGCUGACGACAAGUCCGACAUUGAGUGGAAGACCGUCCUGGCCGAGGCCAGCGGUGGCAAGGCUGGCAAAUAAAUGACGGUGCCGGCUGGGUCCGGGCCAGGGUAAGUAUGCUGGUUGUUGCAUCGCAACGCAUCAUCUCGAAUCGCGGCGGAACCAGGAAUGAAGCAGCUCUCUCCGAGUCUCCCUGCACAAAUCUAGUUCAAUAUGAGAUCGUUACGACCUGACCCUGCUUUGUUCUCUUUCCUAUGCAUAGUUACCGUAUAAUCCUCCAAGCGAUUCUGGCACACUCUGGGGUUGACCGGCUGGGUAGGAUUCGUGCUUGUUUGUUCAGCGUUCGCGUGUACAGAAUAUGUUGCUGUUGGUCGACAUGGAAAAGGACUGAUGCAGUGUGUAUGAAGUAAAUAUGCGGAACUACAUCCGGGUCAUCGAGAUUCGGAGAUCGUGCUCUCUCCCUCCUC